ACGCACCUGAUAAUGUCAUCUGUGCUACUUACUUCAUAAAAUUUUAGUACAGAAACAAAUUGUUAUUUUGUCACUGAAAGAAGAUUAUGAGAAUUUAACGGUCGCUGGAUUGGUAUAAACAAUGACGCUAACGGGAUGGAGGCUUGUUAUGAACAGAGUAUUAUUCAUACCGCAGCGAUAUGUACUCGGUGUUUUGGGACUCUUUGCGCUUGCAAAUGCAUUUACUAUGCGCGUAUGUUUGAGCAUGACAAUUACUCAGAUGGUACUCCAUACGGCACCAGCUGAACAUAUCAUAGGCGAAACUUGCCCAGAUGACGACGCUCUAGUCAACAGAACUUUAUUGAGAAAUAUUUCCAGCAUAUUGCCGCCUGUGGGUCGGCAGCGUUAUGAUUGGGACGAAAAAACACAAGGGUUUCUUUUGAGCGCUUUCUAUUAUGGCUAUGUUAUAACUCAUUUACCUGGAGGUCGACUGGCAGAGAAAUUUGGUGGCAAAUGGACUAUUGGUAUCAGUCUUUUGAUUACUUCGGUUGCUACUGCCGCUACUCCUUGGGCAGUAAGCUUGGGAGGAGCUGUAGGACUCUUCAUCAUACGAGUUAUAGAAGGGGCUGGUGAAGGUCCUGUUACACCCGGUUUUGUACUCUUAUUGGCAAGAUGGGUACCUCCUGCAGAAAGAUCACGAUUUGGUGCUAUGAUCUUCGGUGGGGCUCAAAUUGGCAAUAUCAUGGGCCCAUACCUGUCUGGUAUACUGCUGGCUGAUGGCGGCGAUUGGGAAAACGUUUUCUACUUAUUUGGAAGCCUCGGUAUUAUAUGGUUCAUAUUUUGGGUGUUUCUUUGUUACAAUACUCCCAAUUCGCAUCCUUUUAUAUCGGAUGAAGAGCGCAAAUAUUUGAACGAAAACAUUGUAGCAUCCGGACUCCACAAGAAAUUGGACCCCGUUCCUUUCAGAGCUUUGUUUAGUUCUCCUCCUGUUUGGGCCCUCGUUUUAGCGGCUGUAGGUCAUGACUGGGGCUACUUCACAAUGAUAACAGAUCUGCCGAAGUAUUUCUCUGAGGUUCUUAAAUUUAACAUAAAAGACACAGGAUUAAUGUCAGCACUUCCAUAUAUCGCUAUGUACGUUUUCUCAUUUGUGUUUGCCUCAUUUUGCGACGUCUGCAUCCGAAAGAAAUGGCACAGUAUAACAACAGGAAGGAAAAUAUAUACCACACUUUCGUCAACCUUUCCGGCUCUAUUUAUUAUUCUGGCCUCGUAUUCUGGAUGUAACCGUCUGGAAGCUGUGGCCUUCUUCGUGGUGUCGAUGGCAUGCAUGGCAGGUUUCUAUAGUAGUGUGAAGAUAAAUGCAAUGGACAUAGCCCCGAAUUAUGCGGGCACUUGCUCAGCUAUGGUGAAUGGUUUGGCCGCUGUGUCUGGCAUCUUUACUCCGUAUUUGAUCGGAUUAUUAACUCCGGAUCAAACAAUUGGUCAAUGGAGGAUUGCCUUUUGGACGGUAUUUGCAGUCAUGGUGGGGACGAACAUUAUAUACCUGAUCUGGGGAUCUGGUGACCAGCAAUGGUGGGAUGACGUUGAUAAAUACGGGUAUCCUCCAGGCUGGAAACAUGGUCCAUUUAAGAAGAGGCAAGAAGAUACUGAGAAGAAGGUCGUCCACCCUAAACACGAUCACUCACCUGUAGCUGAUGAUUAAAUGAAUUGUUAAAA
This is a messenger RNA of Colias croceus (clouded yellow), 1692 nucleotides long. Its product is annotated as putative inorganic phosphate cotransporter. Gene Ontology annotation, molecular function: transmembrane transporter activity. Gene Ontology annotation, biological process: monoatomic anion transport; transmembrane transport. The transcript has 8 exons. Lineage: Eukaryota; Metazoa; Arthropoda; Insecta; Lepidoptera; Pieridae. Bases 122 to 1678 code for a protein of 518 amino acids. The record is from RefSeq and is a predicted model, not a curated record.